Messenger RNA from Boeremia exigua, 912 nucleotides. RefSeq names its product beta-lactamase-like protein. The coding region runs from base 76 to 912 and encodes 278 amino acids. Lineage: Eukaryota; Fungi; Ascomycota; Dothideomycetes; Pleosporales; Didymellaceae. The transcript is spliced from 4 exons. The record is from RefSeq and is a predicted model, not a curated record.
AAUUGCUCGUAGACCAAGCAAAAUCACGUCUUAUUACCUUCGAAUUCUCCACGCAGACAACGAUCAGCAAGUAGCAUGGAUCUCAUAGGACGUGAGGCUCCUGAAGGAACCAAGCUAUGGCUCUUGCAUAUUGGGAAUUUGAAGGCUGACGAAGCAUUCUUUAUCGCUGGUGCUAAUGUUGCUACCGCGAGCAAGCCGAAUCCAGAACACGUCAGGCGGUCUUUAGUAAUGGUUGCUGCUCUGAUUUCUCAUCCGACGGAGGGGCUGAUUCUGUUUGAGACGGGUGCCGGCAAAGAUUACCCAACUCUUUGGGGCCCACAGCUCAACGAUAUUUUUGCUCGCGAGGAUUACGUUGAAGAUCAGGAACUGGAUGCAGCAAUUCGAAAAACGGGGAACGACAUCAAGGACGUAAAGGCUGUGAUCAUGGGACACCUGCAUCUAGACCACGCUGGCGGACUCGAACAUUUCAGAGGCACAAACGUGCCAAUCUAUACUCAUGAGCUGGAACUGAAACACGCUUUCUACAGCGUGGCGACUAAGACUGAUAUCGGCGUUUAUCUACCCAGCUACCUCCAGUACGAUCUCAACUGGACCCCUUUUCACGGGCACGGCCUAGAGCUCGCGAAAGGGCUCAUGAUUCGUCACUGCCCUGGUCACACGCCAGGUUUGUGUGUUCUUCAGGUCACUCUGAAGAACAGUGGAACGUGGAUAUUCACAACUGACCACUACAUCGUCAAGGAGAACUAUGAGUCCCUUGCUUGCCAAGGAUGGUUCACUAGAGACCAUGCGACCUGGUUGGUGUCAAGCCAGAUGAUCAAGUCGAUACAGAAGUUGACAGAUGCCAAGCUGAUUUUUGGGCACGAUCGUGAUGCGCUUUUCAAAUUCAAGCUUGCGCCGAAUUACUACGACUAG